AUGGGCUAUCUACCACCAUCACCUAUGCCACUUUUGCACUGGAAUGGUGCCAGUACUAAUACCAAAUUCCUCACAAUUGCCAAACCAUCUAUCUGUUUCUAUCUAUCUAUCUCAGCUAAGUCAUAUCUAUCUAUCUAUCUAUCUAUCUAUCUAUCUAUCUAUCUAUCUAUCCCAGAAAGGGAUAUAUUUGUGUAUGCAUAUUCAUUACAUCACUAUCUAUCUAUCUAUCUAUCUAUCUAUCUAUCUAUCUCAGUUUAUUCACAUCCAUCUCAGUUGACUUAUAUCUGUCUAUUGCUCUCAGUUCUUUCAUUUUGUCAGUUAGGUAUCUAUCAGUCUGCCUUUUAUCUAUCCCUGUUUGUUCUGUCCAAUGACUUUUCUUGGCUUCUUUCAUCCAAUUCAUUUUCUCAUCAGUCAAAUCACUGGCAUAAAUCUAUCCACCUGCAGUCACUCUACUUUUCUGGAGGCUAA
Acanthosepion pharaonis is the source of this 468-nucleotide messenger RNA. The record is from the annotation of a GenBank genome assembly. Lineage: Eukaryota; Metazoa; Mollusca; Cephalopoda; Sepiida; Sepiidae.